Messenger RNA from Cucumis sativus (cucumber), 2317 nucleotides. RefSeq lists its product as uncharacterized. Gene Ontology annotation, cellular component: membrane. Gene Ontology annotation, molecular function: metal ion transmembrane transporter activity. Gene Ontology annotation, biological process: transmembrane transport; metal ion transport. NCBI's taxonomy places the organism in Eukaryota, Viridiplantae, Streptophyta, Magnoliopsida, Cucurbitales, Cucurbitaceae. The record is from RefSeq and is a predicted model, not a curated record. Bases 354 to 2009 code for a protein of 551 amino acids. The transcript has 9 exons.
AGUGGGAUUUUCUUUUAUAAUUUAACCUCAGUAUAGUUUAACCAAAAAAUUUGAUGUAGCACGUGAGAAUUGCUAUACGACAAAUGAAUUGAAAGAAGUUAGCCCGACGGCGACGAUCGUAAUGUCAUGCCUUCCCACGGAUAACGCUUGCGGCUCCGGUCAGUAGUGGCGGAGCUUCAACGCACAGCUACUCAGAAUCAUAUUAUUCACUAUCUGUAGAGUCUCCAACACUGGCGAAGUUCUUCAUCGCAAUUUUACACUUCACCUCUCACUCUCGCCGUCAUCCUUACCUUCCUGUAUUUACUGCUUAGUUCGACGCAUCGCAUUAUUUUGCCGGAUACAAAUUUAAGGAAAUGGAUGUUCAUCAUAGCCCCCAUAGAAAUAGUGUGGAGAAACCAGAAGCCCACAAACCCUUUAACAAGGAUGCCACACCUGGAUAUGAUCUUUGGACAGAUGGGCUUAUUUGUGCUUUUGAAUAUAUUGGAAAACCAAGAAAAUCAACUGAUUCAAAAUCCAAAUCCAAGAUGUCAGAUAGGUGGCAAACAAAUAGUGAAUUUCCAACUACUACAACUGAACUGAAUAGUGGCAAUGCCAACACACACGAGAGGAAAAGAUCAUUUGAACCUACAUCCCCGGAGGAUCUGAGGACUCAUUGUGGCCAGUUUAGUGAAAGAGAAAAAGUUGAGAGCAAUAGUUGGUUACCUAUAGGAUGGGACAGAAUAUCAGAGCUGGUUCAAACAAUACAAGUAGAAGCUGAAUGGGCCUCAAUGUCAUAUGAUUUUAUGGAUGAAGAAGACGACCUUACAGUUGCAGAUCUUGUGGCACCUUAUUGGAAGCGACCAGCUGGACCUAUAUGGUGGUGCCAUGUCUCUGCAAGCCACCCUUCUGUGGAGGCGUGGCUCAGAACUGCUCACUGGUUGCACCCUGCCAUCAGUUUGGCUUUAAGAGAUGAAAGUCGACUGAUAAGUGACCGCAUGAAGCAUCUUUUCUAUGAGGUUCCAGUGAGGGUAGCUGGGGGACUGCUAUUUGAACUACUAGGACAAUCUGCUGGUGAUCCAUUCAGUGACGAGGAUGACAUUCCUGUUGUACUUCGUUCUUGGCAAGCUCAGAACUUCCUGAUAACAUCAUUACAUGUUAAAGGACCGAUAUCGAAUCCAAACAUUUUAGGCAUCACAGAAGUUCAGGAGCUUCUGAUAAUAGGAGGUUAUAAUGCACCAAGAACAGUGCAUGAAGUUAUAGCACAUCUAGCUUGCCGUCUUACAAGAUGGGAUGAUAGGUUAUUUCGAAAAUCCAUAUUUGGAGCAGCAGAUGAGAUUGAAUUGAAAUUUAUGGACAGGAGAAACCAUGAAGAUAUGCAUCUUUUCAGCAUAAUCUUGAAUCAAGAAAUCAGAAAAUUAUCAAGACAGGUUAUCAGAGUAAAAUGGUCCCUGCAUGCGAGGGAGGAGAUUCUAUAUGAGCUUCUUCAACAUCUACGAGGGUAUGUGACAAAAGGCUUAUUGGAAAGCAUAAGAAAGAGUACUAGGCAAAUGAUUGAAGAGCAAGAAGCAGUUCGUGAUCGUUUAUUCACCAUUCAAGAUGUCAUGCAGAGUAACGUUCGGGCAUGGUUACAGGAUAAAAGCCUCCGAGUAACUCACAACUUGGCUGUUUUUGGUGGCUGUGGCCUUGUUCUUUCCAUUAUAACUGGGCUGUUUGGUAUCAACGUAGAUGGGAUCCCCGGAGCACAAAAUACACCAUAUGCAUUUGGAAUGUUUACAGCCAUCCUAUUCUUCUUAGGGAUUGCACUGAUGGCAGGGGGGCUGGUUUACCUUGGAUUGAAGAAGCCCAUGCCAGACCAGAUGGUUGAAGUCAGGAAGCUAGAACUGGAAGAAUUGGUUAAAAUGUUUCAGCAUGAAGCAGAAACUCAUGCUCAGAUGACAUCUCCCGUAAAUGGUAAAGAUGGAGCUCAACUUGUCGACGGUGGUAGAUUGUCUAACAGCAACUUCCUGAUAAUUAGAGAUGCUCAAGGGUGACAUUGUUUGCUUAUUUCUUGGCUAUAAAGAAGAAACGGCCUAUGAAAGGUAUUUGUUCAGCUAAAGCAUAAAUAUAUAAUUAGAGUCUAAGCACAAAUGUUUUGUAGUAUAAUCCAGUGGCACAUUAUCUCCUUUUCUCUUAAUAAAGGUGUGCUAUAGUUUUUAUAUUGAUUUUGUUGAGACUCGAAUCGUUUUGGAGCUUCAAACGAGCAACGCUCUCCUGGUUGCAGAUGGGAAGAAACUCCUAAUAACCUUAAAUUUUGAGCUUUCAAGUAUGAGGGUGGCCCUAUCCUGGUGCCUUUAGUUGA